Cajanus cajan (pigeon pea) is the source of this 1009-nucleotide messenger RNA. RefSeq lists its product as uncharacterized. The record is from RefSeq and is a predicted model, not a curated record. Lineage: Eukaryota; Viridiplantae; Streptophyta; Magnoliopsida; Fabales; Fabaceae.
GGACCAGACCGUAACCAAUAAAUAAAGCAGUUGCUACCCUUGAACGCUGUCGUUUAACCUUGGCGCAAAUCUCACUUCAGUUCUUUCUCCUUAAUCGAUCAAUGUCCAUGUCUCCACAUCCGCGCAAUUUUCUUCUUCUUUUCUUCACAUACUUUCCAGGAUUGAUCAUUUGUGCCGACGUGACGCUGAGCUCGAUUGAGAUCUUCACAACCCACGAGUGGCUAAAACCCACUCCAGAUGUUUAUUUUUCAUGCAAAGGGGACAACAAAAUCCACUUGCCUGAUAUCAAAAAAGCGCAUGUCUUUUAUUCUUUCAAGGGUGAAGAGUCUUGGCAGCCUUUGACUAAUUUCACAGGUAAAAAGUGCAAGCGCUGUGGAUUCUAUGAGCAAGAUAAAAUUCUUUCAGAUGAUGUGUUUGACGAAUGGGAACUGUGUCCUUCUGAUUUUACUGCCCCUGAUGGAAGAUACAUUCACUUCAAGGAAAAAGAAUUCAAUGCUAGUCUUCUGUGCCCAGAGUGCUUGUCUUUUUAUGCUGGUGUUUCUGUCUCAGCACCUGCUGCCGUGAAACAUAAGAAAAAAGGACUGAAUGUGGCAGUUAUUGUUUUGCUAAGUGUUUUGAUCUCAACUGUAUUGAUUCUGGGAAUGGUGGGUGCAUACAAGUUUUGGCAAAAGAAGAAAAGGGAGCAAGAUCAGGCUCGGUUUUUGAAGCUAUUUGAAGACACAGAUGACAUUGAGGAUGAGCUCGGCCUUGGCACUAUAAUAUGACACAGCAAACAAAGUCCCUCCUGUACAGUAGAUUUACCUCACAAUUUUGUUUUUGAAAAUGGAUGAGAAAAUAUUUUUUUAGUUGGAAGUGGAACUUACACGAUAAGAUAGUUUAUAAGAUAUUGCUCAUGUUACCUGUACAUAUACACAUAUAUAUGUGGCUGUUUUAUUCAACACUUGAAGCAGAUGAAAAUUUUGUGAAAUGGGAAUGAAGAGAACAGGGCGUUUGAUCUUUAGAUUGGCAA